UGAACGAGCUACGACCUUUCUAUUUUUCAACAUAACCGUAUUCUUCUCACCAACACUGCGCCACCAAUGUCGGAUCCCUCUCCACCGUCGCCACCGCCAGAAUUUCCGCCGGUAGAACCAACUAACUUCGACCUAAUAGUAAUCGGCACCGGACUUUCACAAUCCGUCAUCGCCGCCGCCGCUUCCACCGCCGGGAAAACCGUGCUCCACCUUGAUCCAAACCCCUUUUACGGCUCUCAUUUCUCCUCUCUCUCCCUUCCCGAGCUUUCCUCCUUCCUUCUCUCUGCUCCUUCUCAACCUUCUCAUUCCUCCCCAAUCUCCGACGAAUACGACGUCGUUCCUCUCUCUUCCCGCCCUCUGUACUCCGAUGUCGAGAUCUCUGCUUUACCGACGGAAUUGGAGGAUUGUAGUAGGCGAUUUUGCUUCGAUGUUUCGGGGCCUAGGGUUUUGUUCUGCGCUGAUUCAGCGAUUGAUUUGUUGUUGAAAUCUGGUGUGAAUCACUACUUGGAGUUCAAGAGUGUUGAUGUUAGCUUGAUUUAUGAUGGCGAGAGUGGGAAAUUUUCUAGCGUUCCAGGUUCAAGGGCUGCCAUUUUUAAUGAUAAAAGCUUGAGCUUGAUCGAGAAGCUUACAUUGAUGGGGUUCUUCAAGCUUGUUCAGAAGCAUUUGGGAGGAGAAGGAGAAGAUGUUAUUUCUGAGGAGGAUUUGGAGAGUCCCUUUGUUGAGUUCUUGAACAAGUUUCGGUUGAAUAAGAAUCCUCUGAAUCAGAAAAUUAAAUGGAUUAUCCUGUAUGCCAUAGCACUUGCAGAUUACGACCAAGAAAAUUUAGAAGUCUGCAAAGAUUUGCUCAAGACAAAGGAUGGGAUUAAUCGUUUGGCUCUAUAUCACUCGUCAAUUGGAAGAUUCCCAAAUGCACCAGGUGCUAUGUUAUAUCCUAUGUAUGGCCAAGGAGAGUUGCCACAAGCAUUCUGCCGCCGUGCUGCUGUCAAAGGAUGCAUAUAUGUACUACGAAUGCCAGUAGCUGCUUUGCUUGCAGAUAAGGGUAGUGGGCUAUACAGAGGUGUAAGAUUAGCUUCUGGUCAGGAUCUCUUCAGCCAUCAAUUACUCAUUGACCCACAGUUUGUAAUUCCUCAAGCUUUGGCUUUGUCCAAGUCGGGUAGUUUACAAGUAAAUUCUCAAAAUUCCAUCCCAAAAGAUAUCAAAAUGAAGGUAGCAAGGGGAAUAUGCAUUACUAGAACAUCAUUGAAGUCAGAUGCUUUAAACCUUUUGAUAGUGUACCCUCCAAGAUCUUUAUAUCCUGAGCAGGUGACAUCAGUCCGAGUUCUCCAACUAGGCAGCAACUCAGCAGUGUGCCCCGUGGGCAUGUUUGUUUUGCACCUCUCCAGUUUCUGUGAUGAUGCGAACCAAGGGAAGAAGUUGUUAAAGGCUGCAGUGGAUGCUUUAUUCAAGCAACCUUCUUCUGUAAUCUCUGAAAUAAAGUCCUCUGAAACUCCUGAAGACAAUUCAGUAGAUCAGGGUGCAGUUACAGAAGAGGAAAAACCAGCAUUGGUGUGGACUGCCUCAUAUCUCCAGGAAAUUACAGAGGAAUCAGUAUCCACUAUCAGCAGCAGUCCCUGUCCUGAUGGAAAUUUGAGCUACAAUAAUCUCAUUGAUACCACGAAAAAGAUGUUUGAACAAAUGUUUUCUGGCGAAGAAUUUUUCCCAGACGCUCCUGAGGAUCCUGACAAUGUCGAAGACUCUGCACCCGAGUAGAGGAUAUGGGAUAAUGAAACAUAAUAGGUGUAAAACUUACUGAACUUGACUAGAAACUCUUAUUGUUCGAUUUACCAGUAAAUUUGUUUUGAACCAAGUCCAGAUAGUUUUGCCAUUUCCUGGUGUAUUGUCAAUUUGUCAUUUUAAAUCCAGUAACCUUUUGCAGGUUGAUUAUAUAAAGUAACUUUUUUAUGUUUUA
Messenger RNA from Spinacia oleracea (spinach), 1948 nucleotides. RefSeq names its product rab escort protein 1. Gene Ontology annotation, biological process: vesicle-mediated transport; intracellular protein transport; protein geranylgeranylation. The transcript is spliced from 9 exons. Gene Ontology annotation, cellular component: cytoplasm; Rab-protein geranylgeranyltransferase complex; nucleus. Gene Ontology annotation, molecular function: GDP-dissociation inhibitor activity. The coding region runs from base 67 to 1749 and encodes 560 amino acids. The record is from RefSeq and is a predicted model, not a curated record. Lineage: Eukaryota; Viridiplantae; Streptophyta; Magnoliopsida; Caryophyllales; Amaranthaceae.